AUGGAACAUUUCAGUUUUCCGGUGAUGGGCAUCCCACAGGCAGACGAACCUGGUGAUAAACUCCAAUCAGUAAUAGACAUGACAAAAAGGCAGCCUUAUAACCUUGCCAAAGAAGCGAAGGCAGAACAACGUCUAAAGAAACGUCAACAUCAUACACCACAGCGCUGGGACACAGAGCAGGGAACGGUUCUACUGAAGAUUAUUAACCUGGGCCGACCGACACUGAAUCCGCCUAACCGAAAGCCAUCACUUGUUUCGUCUGAAGGCCGAGAACAGAAUGAAUCUCAGGAGGAAAAACGAUUCCGGACGCAGCAGCUUCGCGCAUCCAGCCCAACGGGGCCGUCAAAUGCAAGGGGAAUGUGCAAUUCAUCAGAGGCCUUUGUUAAGAAAGAAACCCACAUUGAAAGCAUAACACGAAGCAAGGCGAAGCCUGGUGACGAAGGCUCGACCUAUAGAGCUCCGUACAUCAAUGAACAAAUCGGUUCUUGGGGCUUAAGAGAUAUGAAUGACACGGCAACGCGCUCGGAACUACCCAAACGUAGACAAUCCACAAUGAUCUAUGAUCGAAGCCUCGACCUGCAUCCAGCACCAUUGACGUACCGACGUAAGACGAAGAAGACGAACGACGCCUGA
Messenger RNA from Guyanagaster necrorhizus, 633 nucleotides. RefSeq lists its product as uncharacterized. The transcript is spliced from 3 exons. Lineage: Eukaryota; Fungi; Basidiomycota; Agaricomycetes; Agaricales; Physalacriaceae. The record is from RefSeq and is a predicted model, not a curated record. Bases 1 to 633 code for a protein of 210 amino acids.